AUGGGUGUAUCCAAGUCCGACGCGAUCGUUAUCGUUGGCGGAGGCGCCUUCGGCCUCUCUACUGCUCUUCAUCUUUCCCGAAAGGGGUAUACAAAUAUCUCCGUCUUUGAGAAAGAUGACCACAUCCCUCCCCGAUUCUCCGCGGCCAACGAUCUUAACAAGAUUGUGCGGGCUGAAUAUGAGGAUCCGUUCUACACCGACCUGACCAUUAAAGCAAUUGCGGCUUGGAAAACUCCGCUUUUCGCACCUCACUUUCACCAGACUGGUUUCUUGCAUUGUGUGUCUGGAGCAGCACCGAAGAAAGCCGCUGAGACCCUGCAGAGAUUCCGGGCUUCCGCAGAGCGAAAUCCUCAAAUGAAACUCCAUGUCGUUCCCCUCGAAGGAGUGGAGGAUAUACGUCAGGCUGCUUGGCAGCUUACCGGCCAACUACCUGGAUGGUAUGGAUAUUUCAAUCGCUUCGAUGGCUACGCCCACUCUGGCAACGCCCUGGCAGCAGUAUACCGCGCGGCCCAAGCAGAAGGUGUACGCUUCUUCCUGGGCGAGCAAGGCGCAGUCGACGAAAUUGUCUACGUGAGCGCCUUGACCGGACGCAAGUGCGCUGGCAUUCGAACAAAGAACGGCCGUUUUCACCCUUCAGCUCUGACCGUCGUUGCAGCAGGUGCUGGUGUCGGGCGUCUGGUCCCCCAGCUCGGUACUCAGGUUGUUGCCAAGUCGUGGUCUGUUGCCCAUGUGCAUCUGACUGAUGAAGAGACGUCGGCUCUUCGUGGAAUUCCUGUCACCUACGCCCGCGACCUGGGCUUCUUCUUUGAGCCCGAUCCCAAGACGAACCUGCUGAAGCUGUGUCCCAUGGGUGGUGGGUAUAUCAACACUGAUCCAAAGACUGGUGUUUCACAUGCACCAGACACUUUGCAGGAGAGUGCUUUCCUGCCCGAGGAUGACGAGAAACAGCUGAGGAAGCUCCUGGCUCAAACACUCCCGACUCUGGCAGAUCGGCCUCUUGUGAAGAAGUCUCUGUGUUGGUUUGCUGACACCAAUGACUCGGAUUUCAUUGUUGACUACCUUCCCAACAUGUCCUCCUCUAUCAUUGUCCUCUCUGGUGACUCAGGGCAUGGCUUCAAGAUGUUCCCUAUUGUGGGGUCCUUCGUCACCGAUCUGCUUGAGGCCCCCGAUGAUAAGCAGUCUGUUGUACGCUGGCGGUGGAAGGAGUCUGACCCUGAUGCAGGCAAGGGUGACUGGGGAGGUGACGUUAGCUGGCGUCUUGGAGAGUCCAAAGAACUUUCCGCAAUCAUGCCGCCAAAAGCUUCGAAACUGUAA
This is a messenger RNA of Penicillium cinerascens, 1314 nucleotides long. RefSeq names its product NAD(P)/FAD-dependent oxidoreductase. Gene Ontology annotation, molecular function: saccharopine oxidase activity; sarcosine oxidase activity; flavin adenine dinucleotide binding. The coding region runs from base 1 to 1314 and encodes 437 amino acids. The record is from RefSeq and is a predicted model, not a curated record. The transcript is spliced from 2 exons. Lineage: Eukaryota; Fungi; Ascomycota; Eurotiomycetes; Eurotiales; Aspergillaceae.